GCGAAUAGACGCUAACUCCAUCGUAUAUUGUUCGUUAUUGGUCAUUGUCGAGUAGGCCGCCUCCACCGCCGUUGGUGUUCACAUUAACUAUUAGAGUAGCUCGUUAUGUCUACAAGCUUGAUGAUGGAAGCGAGCAAGUUGUUGACAAGCAUGAUGUUGUGUUUGAUUUCAACAUUUCUGGUAUGUCAUGGGUUAGCUUCAAUGAAGCUGUGGCAGAACAUAUCAAAACGGGGAUAGGCCAGGAGGUGCGGUUGUUUGCAUUAGACACCGUCGAGAGCACAGUUGAUCUUGUACUUAAUGGUCAGCAACUGAAUUCCCACUUUAUUGGCAAUCAUUGGGACUUUGAGGCCAAGAAAUCAUUUCUGUUAGCUGAGGUUGUUACAUUGGAGGCACCCAAUGCAAAGAGGGCUCCAAAACAGCCAGCUGCUCCCAAACACCCGCGUGCUCCCAAACAGCCGCGUGCUCCCAAACAGCCGCGCGCUCCCAAAAAGCCAGCUACCCCCAAACAGCCAGCUGCCCCGAAAAAGCCAGCUCCCAAAAAGCCAGCUACCCCCAAACAGCCAGCUGCUCCAAAAAAGACAACUAACAAAUCUGUAGAAUGCAGUGCUAGCUCCUCUGUGGUUGUUGACAAUUCAAACUUGUCAGCUUUCGAGAUGGCACAGACAAUGGGUAGUCAAUAUAGAGUUUUUCCUGAUGAUGUGGAGUUUUCACCGGAUGAUGUUGACCACCCAGCCACAAUGCAAUCUCAAACUGUUUUUGAUGUGGUUGAUAGUACUGAGAGAUGUGAGUCCUCCGUGGUUAAUCAGGAAGAACCACUCAUAGAUUGGAGCUUGAUUGAGAUAGCUCCUCCCAUAACUGAAGAAGACAAUAUGUGUGAUCCUCUUGGUAUUAACGAUGUCGACAUUCCCAUAACCGAAGAUAAUAUGUGCGAUCUUCUUGGUAUCAACGAUGAGGCGGGCCCUGAGCCACCACCUUCUCCACCUAGUGAGGAAGUUUACAUGACCGAUGAGGAGGACCAUCAUCUUUUCAUUGAGGCUGCCAUUCCCGUGGAUGAUAGUGUGCCACCAGAUGAGGAGAUUGCAUAUGACAAAGAGAACCCGCAGAUGUAUCUUGGUGCUUUGUUUCCUUCAAUGAAAGAUUUUAGGAUGGCUAUCAGACAAUAUGGAAUUAAAAGGGAGAUCGACAUUUGGGGAUAUAAGACUGAUAAGAAAAGAUAUCUUGGCAAAUGUAGAGCCAAGGGUUGUCCAUGGAGGAUUACAGCCAGAGUGAGGACCGAUGGACAAAACAUAAGGGUUACCAAGAUUUCUGUGAAGCACAAGUGCUCCUCUACCGGUAGGAUAAAAAGCAGCAUGACAUCUCAAGGAUGGGUAGCACAGAGGACCGUACCCCUUAUACAGAGUGACCCUACAAUUGGAUGCAAAGAGCUGUUGGAGAAUUUGCAAGAUACAUAUGGCACUACAAUUGAGUAUCAUACGGUGUGGAAAGGCAAAGAUAUAGCACAAAAAGAGAUUUAUGGUAGCAUGAGGCAAAGUUUUCAAUAUUUGUUUAACUUCAAAGCGGAAGUUGAGAAGAGAUCCCCAGGCAGCAUUGUAGAGGUGGAUAUGAAGAUGGUUAACGGUAUGGUUCGCUUUAACCGAUUCUUUAUGGCUCUUAAACCUUGCAUUGAUGGCUUUAAAGCUGGUUGUAGACCAUAUCUUAGUAUAGACUCAACUGCACUCACCGGUAAAUGGAGAGGUCACUUAGCCGCUUGUACAGCAUUAGAUGGGCAUAAUUGGAUGUAUCCUGUAGCAUUUGCAUUCAUUGAUGGUGAAACCGAUGAAAAUUGGACAUGGUUCAUGUCACAACACAACAAGGCAUUAGGUCCUGUUUCCCCUCUAGCUAUAUGCACAGAUGCAUGUAAAGGUUUAGAGAAUGCAGUCCAAAAAAAUUCCCUUAUGCAGAUCAAAGGGAGUGUUUUAGGCAUCUCAUGGCUAACUUCUCUAAAAAGUUCCAAGGAGAUGUGUUUGGCAGAAUGUGGCCAGCUGCUAGGGCAUAUAGGCCACAAGUUUUUAACUACCACAUGAAUAAAAUCCUAGCAGAAGCACCUGAUGUGCAUGAAUAUCUCUCAAGGUACCACAACUUAAAAUGGAUGAGAUGCAUGUUUGACACCUCCAUUAAAUGUGAUUACAUCAAGAAUAACCUUGCCGAGUCUUUUAAUGGUUGGAUUAAAGAUUACAAAGAUUUGCCACCUGAUGAGCUAGCUGACACUCUUAGAGAGCUAGUCAUGAAACUUCAUGAGAAAAGGAGAAAGAUUGGAAUGAAACUGAAAGGAAAAA
Messenger RNA from Aegilops tauschii subsp. strangulata, 2315 nucleotides. RefSeq lists its product as uncharacterized. NCBI's taxonomy places the organism in Eukaryota, Viridiplantae, Streptophyta, Magnoliopsida, Poales, Poaceae. The record is from RefSeq and is a predicted model, not a curated record.